Molecule: messenger RNA, 2978 nt
Organism: Girardinichthys multiradiatus
Lineage: Eukaryota; Metazoa; Chordata; Actinopteri; Cyprinodontiformes; Goodeidae
Gene: mcm6
Product: minichromosome maintenance complex component 6
Exons: 18
Coding region: 194-2638 (814 amino acids)
Biological process (GO): DNA replication initiation; mitotic DNA replication; double-strand break repair via break-induced replication
Cellular component (GO): MCM complex; nucleus
Molecular function (GO): ATP binding; single-stranded DNA binding; single-stranded 3'-5' DNA helicase activity
Source: RefSeq, a predicted model, not a curated record
UUUGCAUGGUGGCUCUGACUGGUCGAGAGCGGCGCGCCAAACGUCACGUGGCUUUGCUUUUCGCGCGAAAGUGUCCUCUGUUGUCGAGAGAGGAGCGUGCUGAACGAACCGGGGAAGAGACCAGCAGAAACUUUCCCAGUUUGUGUUUUUUUCCCCCACAACUCUUUUGACUGCAGUUUGACGGUGUAGCAUCAUGGAUGUGGCCACAGCAACCGCGGAGACUGCCGGGGCGACCGUGAAGGACGAGCUGGCUGAAAAAUGUCAGAAGUUAUUCCAGGCCUUCUUAGAGGAGUUUCAGACCGGGGACGGGGAGGUGAAGUAUGUCCGGGAGACCGAGGAGCUCAUCAGGCCCGAGAGAAACACUCUUCUGGUGAGCUUCAUAGACCUGGACUGCUUCAAUCAGGAGCUGGCCACCACCAUCCAGGAGGAGUACUACAGAGUGUAUCCCUUCCUUUGCCGGGCUGUUUGCAACGUUGCUCGGGAUCAUGGGAAUGUCCCUCUCAACAAGGAGUUCUACGUUGCUUUUGAAGAUCUUCCCACCAGACACAAGAUCCGUGAGUUGUCCUCCAUGCGUAUUGGCACCCUGGUGAAGAUCAGUGGUCAGGUGGUGAGGACACACCCAGUCCACCCUGAGCUGGUGAGCGGCACCUUCCUGUGCAUGGACUGCCAGGCGGUGAUCAAAGAUGCCCCUCAGCAGUUCAAAUACUCCCCACCAACCAUCUGCAGGAACCCUGUCUGCAACAACCGCUCCCGCUUCCAUCUCGACACGCACAAAUCCAAGUUCGUCGAUUUCCAGAAGGUGCGGAUCCAGGAGACUCAGGCAGAGCUGCCUCGAGGAUCAAUCCCACGUUCGCUAGAGAUCAUCCUGAGGGCGGAAGCCGUGGAGACGGCUCAGGCCGGAGACCGCUGUGACUUCACAGGAACCCUCAUCGUCGUGCCAGACGUCUCCCAGCUCAGCACUCCUGGCUUGCGAGCAGAGACCAGCACUCGUGUUCCUGGAGGUCCCCAGGGCUCUGAGUCUGAAGGUCUGAGAGGACUGAAAGCUUUGGGUGUGAGAGAGCUGUCAUACAGACUGGCCUUCCUGGCAUGUAACGUGGCCCCAACUAACCCACGUUUCGGAGGGAAAGAGCUGCGCGACGAGGAGCAAACGGCUGAAAGCAUCAAGAGCCAGAUGACAGAGAAGGAGUGGGAGAAAGUGUUUGAGAUGAGCCAGGACAAGAAUCUGUACCAUAACCUCUGUACCAGCCUUUUCCCCACCAUCCACGGUAACGACGAGGUGAAGCGCGGCAUCCUACUCAUGCUGUUCGGAGGUGUUCCCAAGACGACCAUGGAGGGAACCUCUCUGAGGGGAGACGUCAACGUCUGCAUCGUUGGAGACCCAAGUACCGCGAAGAGCCAGUUCCUCAAGCACGUGGAGGAGUUCUGUCCCAGAGCAGUGUACACCAGCGGCAAGGCCAGCACCGCUGCAGGUCUGACAGCAGCUGUGGUCCGCGACGAGGAGUCCCAUGAGUUCGUCAUCGAAGCUGGAGCCCUGAUGCUGGCAGACAACGGCGUGUGCUGCAUCGAUGAGUUUGACAAGAUGGACCUCAAGGAUCAGGUGGCCAUCCACGAAGCCAUGGAGCAGCAGACCAUCAGCAUCACCAAGGCUGGAGUCAAGGCCACCCUGAACGCACGCACCUCCAUCCUGGCUGCUGCCAACCCCGUCAGCGGGCGCUACGACCGCAGCAAGAGUCUGAAACAAAACGUCAACCUGACCGCCCCCAUCAUGAGCCGCUUCGACCUCUUCUUCAUCCUGGUGGACGAAUGCAAUGAGGUCACGGAUUAUGCCAUCGCCAGACGCAUUGUGGACCUGCACUCCCGUGUGGAGGAGUCUGUGGACAGACUGUACUCUCUGGAUGAGAUCCGCAGAUACCUGCUCUUCGCCCGGCAGUUUAAGCCUAAGAUCUCCAGUGAAUCAGAGGAGUUCAUCGUGGAGCAGUACAAGCGUCUCCGUCAGCGCGACGGCUCUGGGAGCGUGUCCAAAUCUUCCUGGAGGAUAACGGUGCGACAGCUGGAGAGCAUGAUCCGCCUUUCAGAGGCCAUGGCACGCAUGCACUGCUGUGAUGAGGUGCAGCCUAAACAUGUGAAGGAAGCUUUCCGUCUUCUGAACAAAUCCAUCAUCAGGGUGGAGACUCCUGACAUCAACCUGGAGCAGGAGGAAGAACUGGAGGAGGAGCAGCAGGAGGAGGAUGGCAACAAUGUCCCAAAUGGAGUGAACGGCCAUGUUGAUGGUGUGAACGGUCACCCGGACAACGGCGGCCAGCCCAAGCCAUCUCUCCGUCUGUCCUUUGCCGAGUACAAGCGCAUCUCCAACCUGCUGGUGCUGCAUCUGCGCAGAGCAGAGGAUGCUGAAGAAGAGGAGGAGUUGAGGAAAACAGCAGUGGUUAACUGGUAUCUCACGGAGAUCGAGUCAGAGAUAGAUUCUGAGGAAGAGCUCAUCAACAGGAAGGGGCUGAUAGAGAAGGUCAUCGACCGGCUGGUCCACUAUGACCACAUCCUGAUCGAGCUGUCUCAGGCAGGGCUGAAGGGUUCAGAGUCGGAGAGCUCAGAGGGAGACGUUGUUCUGGUCGUCAACCCCAACUACAUCUUGGAGGACUGAACAACCUCUUCAAGCAAACACGAUUAACGUGUUUUACGGAUGCUCACAUGUGCCACACGUAUCCCAGAAAGGUUCCAGAUGAUGUUAGACUGUUUGAGUUGAUCUCUGAUGUACAAAGACCAAAAUUUGACUCGUGACACAGUAAAAUGUAAAUAUGCUGCUGCUGGUUUCGUCAGUUAAACUUUUCUGAACUGUGCAAACUGCUCAUUUUGUUGCAGAACUGUAUAAUAGACAAACACCAAUGCUUAAACUAGUUUUCGAGCUGUAUUAUUGUAAGAUUGUAACAUGAAGAGAAUAGGGGAAUGUUGGUUGAAGUAAUAAAACUGUUUUGUUAAACACA